Molecule: messenger RNA, 1254 nt
Organism: Cylindrotheca closterium
Lineage: Eukaryota; Bacillariophyta; Bacillariophyceae; Bacillariales; Bacillariaceae
Source: the annotation of a GenBank genome assembly
AUGACAUCCUACGGAACCCAAAGCCACUACAGCGACCAACGAUUCGCAGCUAUUGAUGGCAGUGUUGGCGACUUUCCUCCUCUAUAUUCAGACCUUCCCUUUUCCAGACGGAAAAAGUAUGGCCGCAACUCGGACAAUGAUGCCAUUAAGUGGGCCAUGCGAUGUGUCUUGGCUUCUCCCGUUCUUGUGCUGUGUUUGUGGACUGUGGGAGCCUUUGUGUUUGCCAACAAGCACGUUUCAACCAAUAACAGCGCCUCUGCACAAAUGAUGAAGCAACGGCAAGCACAAAUGGUUCCUCAAUCGCCUCAAAUGAUGAUGUUGCCGCAACAAUUGCCUCUUCAACAACAACAACCAUUGCAACAACAACCGGUCAUGAUGAUGUCGCAACAAGCUGGACAACCACUUCAGAUGCAACAAGCUGGACAACCGCUUCAGAUGCAACAAGAACAACCACAAAUGCAACAACAACAACAACAACCUGUCAUGAUGAUGUCUCAACAAGAGGCUCAUCCAAUGCAACAAACACAAGAACAGCCAGUGAUGCAACAAGUGCAAGAAGCUGCACAACCAAUGCAAUUGCAACAGGAACAACCAGCGAUGCAACUGCAACAGGAACAACCACUUAUGCAACAAACCAUGCAAGAACAACCAGUCAUGCAACGUGGAAGAAAGAACAAGAAUCAACGGCCAGGAGCUAUGCAUCAAAGACCCUUGCCACACUAUCCUUCUCCACCGCAACAACAACAACAGCAGCAGCAGCAGAUUCAGCAACAACAGCCAUUGCAGGUCCAACAACAACAGCAGCAACCACCGCAAGUGUUGUACUAUGAACCUUCUCAAGCCAUGGCCAAUGGAAAGCUCGAGGCCCCAAUGACUGUCUAUGACUUGAAUGGCAACCCAAUUCCACUUCAAGCUCUACGAGGCGCACAAAUCUUUAUGGAACCCCCUACUCCGCAACAAGUCAUGGCUCCUCAACGAGGCAUUUCGACCCAGGACAUUCAAAAAUGGGGCGAAUCCACCUCGCAAGAUCAAUCCAUCAUUGUGGCUACCGUUGCCGUGAUGGCCUUGCUCGUAGGAGCCAUUUCGGCCCGCCGCAUGCGAUCCCGGAAUGUCCUGUCGAGUUGCAUUGAAAAUGAAGCCCUCGAGGAUGAUGUGGCCUAUGAUACGGCAUAUACUACCAACAAGGACAAUUCCUAUUACAAUACCUUUGCAUCGGGGGGAUGGAAGGGUGACUUGGAAAAGUUUGACGUAUAA